Messenger RNA from Drosophila grimshawi, 661 nucleotides. It is a transcript of the gene mRpS10, whose product is annotated as 28S ribosomal protein S10, mitochondrial. NCBI's taxonomy places the organism in Eukaryota, Metazoa, Arthropoda, Insecta, Diptera, Drosophilidae. The coding region runs from base 43 to 525 and encodes 160 amino acids. The record is from RefSeq and is a predicted model, not a curated record. The transcript is spliced from 3 exons. Gene Ontology annotation, cellular component: mitochondrial small ribosomal subunit; mitochondrion.
GCGCUUGCAUAACCCUGUUUCUGUUUGCGCUGCAUUAACAGAAUGUUUCAGGUAAUGAAAAGAUUGCGUUUGACGCAGCCCGUUCGCUUUUGCUCCGCCCUGAGCAACAACUCCACAGCAGCAACGUCUCCGAUCCAACCAGCUGAACCCGAUCAGCUAUACAGCAAAUUGGAAAUUGAGCUGCGAGGCGUUGAUCCGGCGGUUCUAAAGAGCUACACCUGGUUUGCGACAACCGCCGCCGAGCACUUGGGCAUUGAGCUGGGCAAGUGUUGGUCUCCCCGCAAGGCGCAUCAUGAAAGAAUGACUCUGCUGAAAUCGGUGCACAUUUACAAGAAGCAUCGAGUGCAAUAUGAGAUACGUACACAUUUUCGCUACAUGAACUUCCACAAGUUGACCGGCUCAACGUUGGACACAUUUCUCGAGUAUAUCGAACGGAAUUUGCCUGAGGGCGUUGCGUUGCAGGCAUCCAAGACGGAACUGCAGCAGUUGCCUGAACACUUGCAGCAGCCUCCAGAACAAGUUUAGCUUUAGAUUAGAUACGAAAUUUAAUAGCUCGUAAGUGUUGCAAGCGACCAUUGAAGCGUAUUAGCGACAUGAUAACUCUUAAAUGGUCGAAAACAAAUAAAAUGCGAUUUGUUAAUCGAAAAUAGUAGCCCAUUGA